UGUUCAGUGCUAAAUACUAAAAAGUUUGAUAAGCUGAUGCAACGAAUUUUUGGCUCAGAAAAUGCAUCCGGCCACGUCCUCCCCAUGCACAUUCACACACAGAUCCCGCCGCGAGUCGUGUGCUGUGCGACCUACACAACUUUCAAUUCGUCCGUCAGGGGUUGUUGGUUCGGUCGCCUACCCUGUUUGUAUUUGGUGCUGUGAAAAUAAUAAACGCAAAGGAACGGAGAAAUAAUAAGUGCACCCAUAAAUAGUAUACAUAGUACCACCAGAGUGCAUUACACACGGGACAGCUUGUGGAGUCAAAACAAAGACCCCGAAGAAAUUACAAUAAAAAUGAAUAUGAUAAUCCAGAACCAGGUAGGACGAUUGUUUCGCUAGAAACCUGUAUUCGAUCGGGUCGAGUUGACGAGGCAUUAGAAAGAGUGCGUAUAUCUUCGUUCCGCGUCGCAGUAGGUCGGUGCGCCUGUACAGAUGAAAAUCAAGGGCAGCAUUGAUACCAAUUCGAAACUCGGUCACCACCAUCGCAGCAGCCCACCACGCACAGAGCUUCUAAUCAAUUAUCAAUUUUACGGUGCAGCUCGCGACCCUCUGACGUAAGCAAGCAUAUCACAACAUAGUGUUGUUGAGGCAGUACAGUUACUUUCCUAUCCGGAGCGCUUCGAAGCUCCAUAUCCACGCAGAGAGAGAGAGAGAGAAGCGACAAAAAGUCCAAAAGUGACAAAACCGGACUGAUCGGUUCCGAUUGGUGUCGUCUGCGUGGCGACAACCGCAACGUUCCGCAGGGAAGUGGUGCGUGGCAACCAUCCGCCGCCAAUAGAGAAGAUAACAAUAACACACACGCAAAAUCUAGUCGACAUGUCAUCGGGGGGAGGAGCGCUGGGAAGCGGACACAAUCUGACGGCGGAUCGGGAGUUCCGAUACGUGGUGCAGUGGUUCACCGAGUGGAGCGAUUUCCAGCGGGAGGACUUUGUGCCGGUGCUGGCCACAUAUUUGGCGCAGGGAAAUCCCGGAGGACCGGUGUACGUGAAUGGGAUCAUCAGCGGAAUGGCCAACGUCAGCGGACAGGACAAACCGAUGAGCUUGUUCCAGUGUAGGGUUAAACUUUUCAACGAAUGGAUUCCCAAAUGGCCCGAAUCCAACCGGGAAAAGCUACUGGAGAGGCUUACCGAGAUCGAUCCGGAAUUUGGCAGGCGAGUGCAGCAAGAACUGGCCGGAGAGCACACCACCGUCGAAACGAAUGAACCCGGCUUGGAGUACUAUGAAAACGGAGGCGAUCAUCUAUCGAGCAUGGAAUGCCAGACUCCCUACUCGGCGGCGACGGUGCCAGAACCCACUACGAUGGAACAACCAACGGUGACGCCCAUCGCCCUGGUGAUCGGUGAAGACUAGAUCGAAACUCUACCUAACUGAAUUGUUUGCAUUCCAUUUUGGCUUGUGGCCAAUUUUUCAUACUAAAAGUGAUUAAAAGCGACUUAGUGCGUUGGGAUUUUGGCAAAAAUUACCAAAACUCGAAGUCGUUUGUUACUUUCAGUCUGAAGGAAGUACGCGCACUGAGAAUCCAUAUCUUGUUUCUUUCUAUUACAUAUUAUUAUCAUUGUACGAAAGACGUAAUAGUUUGCUAUUUAUUUUUUCCCCCGCAGCAACAUUCCGCGUAGCUCAUAUUUAAUUAAUUUAUUGCAACUGAUUAGCAUUAGCACCCGGGCGAAUCUCGACCGUCUCCCACCCACCACAGAGUUUUCCUUUUUUGCCACUCUUGAAAUAGCUAUAUAAUUUAAUAUCUAACUAAAAAGAAAGGCACACUGAGAAAAUGUUGUCAGCUUCGGUAAUUACCUGGGAGAAGCUUGCGUUUGAAAUUUACCAAUAGUUGGUAAACACUGAAUGUCGAUAAGUUUUUAUUGUUGAAAAAAAAGCAGCGACUGAUUUUUAAACAAAAAAAAAUCGAAUAGUUGUAUUGCGACAAAAUAAAUGCCGAAAUUGAAGACAUUUUCUAAGUGUGUAGAUACAUAUGAUUUAAGUAUAUGGAAAACGACAAAUCAAAAACGAAGCUCAGAAAUAUUUAUGAUCGCGAAAGUAGUAGGUAGCUAUUAAGAAGAGAGUUAAGUAAAAAAGCAAUUUUGAAUUUGCCAUACUACAAAAAGUUCUCAAUUAUUAGAACGUAUAUUAUAUAUAUUUAGCCAGCAAACUUAUAAUAGGAAUAACCCCCGUGAUCCUCCAAGGAAGUGGAAAGAGAAACAAUAUAUAAAAUAUUACUUGA
Aedes albopictus (Asian tiger mosquito) is the source of this 2257-nucleotide messenger RNA. RefSeq lists its product as uncharacterized. The transcript has 2 exons. Bases 859 to 1392 code for a protein of 177 amino acids. Lineage: Eukaryota; Metazoa; Arthropoda; Insecta; Diptera; Culicidae. The record is from RefSeq and is a predicted model, not a curated record.